UUGUGGAUGAAGUACCCUCCUGACCACAACUCUGAACUUAUAAUCCAGUUCACACGUAGUUCAAUUCAGGUUAUAGAGUCUGUUAAUUGCAAUUAAAAAUCAUCCCCGAAAUUUCUAAAUUUAUCGGCCAUGUUAAAGCCCUCUGCCCGUAUUCAGGCACUUUCGAGCGGUGGGGCAGUAGGCCCUAUGCCAGGCUCAGUUGAGGAGUCGGACUUUGUAAUCGCGGACAAUGCAUCGAGGAGUGUGGACCACGAGGAGACAACAAACCGGAGAGAUCUCCGUCAAACAGCCGAUGAUCCUGUCGGACUGGAAGUCAGGAACAAGAGGGUGUUGUUGUUCAGGGAUUUCAUGUCAGAAACAUCCUUGCACGGUAUCAAGUACGUCACGAACUCCAAGUAUCACAUAUGCAGACGCUUCGUAUGGCUGAUUCUCUUCUUGGCUGCCUGGACCGGCUUCAUCAUUCUCACUGCCGACCACUUUCGCACUUUCUCUGAGUUUGACACCACUACAUCAUUGAGCUACAUGCCUGUGUCCAAUCUGACCCUCCCAGCUAUCACCAUCUGUAACUACAACGCUUUCAAGAAGUCAGCCGUCAUCGAGUCUGGAUGGGAGUCUUUGGUUCCUCACCUACUUCCUUUCUUAACCACCACUUCUUUCCCCCAAAACGAAGUGGAUGUUACUUCUCCUGACUACGAGAAUCUUACCUUCCCUGACUGGGAAGCAGAAGAACUUAGCACGAGAUGGGGGCACAGGAUCGAAGAUAUGUUACUGGAAUGUCGAUGGAAGCAAAGCUUCACCUGCGGCCCACAAGACUUUGAGAUGACCUGGACAGACUUUGGUCCGUGCUUCACAUUCAACGGGGGAGACGACAGGCAACCUGGGGGUGGUGAGUCACCUUACGUGGCAAAUGACUCCACCUCGGAAGAAGGAUUGUGGCUGCGAUUAAACCUUGAGCAACACGAAUACAUAGCUACACCGUUCGAUACGGCUGGAUUUAGGAUUCUGAUCCAUAGUCGAUAUGACGCAGCUACAUUCGUCAACCCUGGCAUUAUCCAAGCAGCGCCUGGCUUCACUACUAUCGUACCCCUCACUAAACGAAUAAUUAAUGCCAAAAAAUACCCGUAUGUGACGAACUGCACAGACGGCGGUCUGAAGUACUACGCCACCUACACACCAAAUACUUGCUUGCUUGAAUGCAUGGCCGAUGCUGUCUUGGAGAAAUGUGGAUGUUACAUGCCAUGGAUGUCAGCUCCUUUAGGAGGAGAUCAAGAAGUCUGCGACUUGGCGAUAGUUGCAGCGUGUGGAUUCGAUGCUUUAGUUGGUGUGAAUUGCACUUGUAAUAUGCCUUGCACUGAGGAACAAUACAUGACUCGCGUGAGUCACACAGCCACCCCCGCGCAGUAUGCCAUACCAAAACUGAGUGCAAAAUACAACAUGACCGCAGAAGAACUCAGAAACAAUAUUGUUGAUCUGUAUGUCUACUUUGAGGACAUGAGAGUAACAGUCAUCGAACAUAAAGAGGCCUACGAUUUCGCCAAAUUAACAAGUGACAUUGGAGGCGCACUGGGCCUGCUGCUUGGAGCUAGUGUCCUGACCGUGUUUGAAUUCUUGGAUUAUCUAGCUGUGUAUCAUUUGUUUGGCCUCACGCUCCUCAAAAAUUCCUGCCAGAGAAUCAUGGAUUCUUAAUCUUGAGGAUUAUCAACACCAAUGGUGCUUCAAAAGCUCUCUACAACGAGUGUAGUGCAGGAGGCGCAAAACCGGACAAAAGCUGGACUCAAGGCUACUUUGACUUGAUUCCCUUCGA
Molecule: messenger RNA, 1804 nt
Organism: Acanthaster planci (crown-of-thorns starfish)
Lineage: Eukaryota; Metazoa; Echinodermata; Asteroidea; Valvatida; Acanthasteridae
Product: acid-sensing ion channel 1-like
Biological process (GO): sodium ion transmembrane transport
Cellular component (GO): plasma membrane
Molecular function (GO): ligand-gated sodium channel activity
Source: RefSeq, a predicted model, not a curated record